Molecule: messenger RNA, 2538 nt
Organism: Drosophila teissieri
Lineage: Eukaryota; Metazoa; Arthropoda; Insecta; Diptera; Drosophilidae
Gene: Tak1
Product: mitogen-activated protein kinase kinase kinase 7
Exons: 8
Coding region: 69-2105 (678 amino acids)
Biological process (GO): JNK cascade; positive regulation of canonical NF-kappaB signal transduction; protein phosphorylation
Molecular function (GO): ATP binding; MAP kinase kinase kinase activity; magnesium ion binding
Source: RefSeq, a predicted model, not a curated record
ACCUGACAAACGGAAGCUGCAUCUUAAAUCCAAGUGGGGAACAUUAGGAUCCUUAGGGUUCCGCGGAGAUGGCCACCGCAUCGCUGGACGCACUGCAAGCAGCCUAUGUGGACUUCAGUGAGCUAACACUAAGAGAGAAAGUCGGCCAUGGGUCCUACGGAGUGGUCUGCAAGGCCGUCUGGCGCGACAGGCUGGUGGCCGUCAAGGAGUUCUUCGCCAGCGCCGAGCAGAAGGACAUCGAGAAGGAGGUGAAGCAGCUGUCGCGCGUGAAGCACCCGAACAUCAUCGCUCUGCACGGCAUAUCCUCGUACCAGCAGGCCACCUACCUGAUCAUGGAGUACGCCGAAGGUGGAUCCCUGCACAACUUCCUCCACGGCAAGGUGAAGCCGGCCUAUUCCCUAGCCCACGCCAUGAGCUGGGCGCGCCAAUGUGCGGAGGGACUGGCAUAUUUGCAUGCCAUGACGCCGAAACCGCUGAUCCAUCGCGACGUGAAGCCGCUGAACCUGCUCCUGACCAACAAGGGGCGCAAUCUGAAGAUCUGCGACUUCGGCACGGUGGCGGACAAGUCGACCAUGAUGACCAACAAUCGCGGCAGUGCCGCUUGGAUGGCGCCCGAGGUCUUCGAAGGCUCCAAGUAUACGGAGAAGUGUGACAUUUUCAGCUGGGCCAUUGUGCUAUGGGAGGUGCUGUCCAGGAAGCAACCCUUUAAGGGCAUCGACAAUGCCUACACCAUCCAGUGGAAGAUCUACAAGGGUGAACGCCCACCGCUGCUGACGACCUGCCCCAAGCGCAUCGAGGACCUGAUGACCGCCUGCUGGAAAACGGUGCCCGAGGAUCGCCCGUCGAUGCAGUACAUAGUGGGCGUCAUGCACGAGAUCGUGAAGGACUACACGGGGGCGGACAAGGCCCUGGAAUACACAUUUGUUAAUCAGCAGAUUGUCACCAAAGAGAGCGACGGCACGGUGGCCGCUCAACCGGAUAGCCUCAGUUCGCAGGAGGGGGAACUGAGCCCCUCGUCCACACAGUUAACACCGACAACGGCGGCCAACGCCAAUGUGAACGCGAUAGCAAUAACAGAAACAACGACUAGCUCAAUGACCGAAAAUACCUCAUCAACAUCAUCGGACAUCACGCCGACGAACUCGGGCCAACUUGACAAUAAUCCGCUAUUCCACAUGGUCAGCAAUCGCUGGGACGCGAUUCCCGAGGAGGAUAGCAACGAGAGCCGGAACGAUAGCUUCAACCUCACCUCGUCGGCGGAGGCCACGCAGCGCCUCGAGACGAUCCGGAACGGCAUGAUCCUGAUGGCCUGCAAGCCCAUGGAGCAGCUCACCCUCGACGUGGAGGCGAAUGGCUUUGAUCUGAGUCGCAGCGAAAGCAGCAGCAGCAGCACGAACGCAAAGAGCGAUGGCCGCGAACGACUCACGGUGACGGACACCAAGCCGGUGAUGAUGACCACGGACCUGGCCAACAACAACAGCGGCAGCCACGCCCACGCGAACGGACUGCUGAGCCAUGCGAAUGGGCGGCAAGCGGUGGAUGAGGAGCUGCAGGAGCAGGAGCACGAGCAGGAGAUCGUCAACUCACUGGACGUGGACGUGGAUCCCGACGAGGACGAGAACGACGGCACCGAGCAAUCGCUGGCCGAGAUCCUCGACCCGGAGCUGCAGCCAGAGCCCCCGAUUCCCAACGAUGCCGAGUCGCAGCUCAUCUACCGGGAGCACCGGCACAUGGCCAAGGAGUACCUGAGCGUCGACACGAACCUCUACUACGCGCAGGACUUCAAGGACAAGCUCAUUGUGCAGAUGGAUCGCACCGAGCGCGAACAGAAGCAGGAGCUGCUGCGCAAGAUGAAGGAUAAGGAGGGUCUACAGAGUCUGUACAACAAUCUGCAGCAGCAGUACGCUUCCCGCCGACUUGCGGCCGGCCAUCAUCCGCACCCUCAUCCGCAUCCACAUCAGCAUCAGCAUCCACACUCGCAUCCCCAUCCGCACUCGCAUGCGCAGCAGGAGGAGGGCAGUGGACUGCUGUCCGGAUCGGUGGGCGGAGGCUCGGAGUCCGUGGAGGAAGGCUGGGUGGUCAUCCCACCGCACCACAACGCGUAGUCUCGUGCGCCGUCGGAUCGACUCUCUAUGUCUUUUAGGCUAGUACUGUAACCUUUAAUCCGUAAUCCGUAAUCCGUAAUCCGUAAUCUGUAAUCUGUAAUCCGUACUCUGUAAUCCAUAAUCUGUAAUCCAAUAUUCGUAAUCUGUAUCUGUACCAUUAGCCAUAGCACAUUGUUUAUUUCUAUAGCUAUAACUAUUGCGGACGUGUUUGUUCGUUGUAAGCGUUUUUUUAUUUAAGUUUAAGCGUAUUUAGUCCGUGUUUCUUUUAAUUUAGCAAACAACUGUUCUGAUCCAUUAGCAGUCUCGCAAACUUCAUUUAGGUUUUAAUAUUAUGGUAAAGCUUAAUUACACACAUACUUAGCAUUAACACAUGUAUCUGACAAGGAGUAGACCAAAAAAAUAUAAAAACCAUCGAAAGCAACGACAAAACAAA